AUGUCUUCUUCAAAGUCGUCACCUUUCUAUAUCCUCCUCCUCCUCUCCGUCCUAACCUUCACCACCGCCUCCAUCCUCGCCAUCACAAUCCCGCCCUCAAACCUAUUACCGAACCCCAAUUCCCUCCCAGCUUCCACACACGCGACCCUCACUACCCUUCAUUCAUCUCCUUCCUCAUCUUCGUCUUCGUCGGCCUCCUCCGGAGCUUCUGCGCCCGCUCGCCUCCUCAAAGCACCACUAUCACGCAAAUCAAAUUUCGUAUUCAAGAUCCCCUCGGGACAGGCUCAGGGAACACAGUCAUUCCUCCUCGAUAUCCACUCACGGGACUAUAUAUUUGCGCCGUAUCGCGUCGAUGUCGAUGCGGAGGGUAGUGUAGUGGGCGUGUGGGAGACCUUCAGGGGGAAUGCGUGGGAGAAUCGCGGAGUGGAGAAGGGAAUGAUUCAGGUUGAGAAUGCUGUGGUUGUUGAGGCGAAGGUGAUGGGUAAGAGGACAUUUUAUGAAGAGAGGGUUGGGUUUUCACCGUUAAGCAUGUUAAAGAACCCGAUGAUUCUACUCGUAGUCUUUGCUCUUGGUGUGACUGUGGGGAUGCCUUAUCUGAUGGAGAUGAUGGAUCCAGAGACACGUGCGGAAUUUGAAAAACAAUCCCGCAAGGGCCGAAACGCUGCGGCAAACGAUGUAAAUGCCAGAAGGGCCGCUGGUGCUGGACGUGGAGGGGGAGCUGGAGCGGGAGCUGGAGGGUUUGACCUGGCUGGCUGGAUGGCAGGGACGAGCCAGGGACCAAUGGCCGCUCUGGAUUCGACAAUGAAAGCGGCUGCGAGCGGAAGAGAAGCCGGAUCGGGAUCAGGAGCGCGGAGGAGGUGA
This is a messenger RNA of Histoplasma capsulatum G186AR, 861 nucleotides long. RefSeq lists its product as uncharacterized. Lineage: Eukaryota; Fungi; Ascomycota; Eurotiomycetes; Onygenales; Ajellomycetaceae. The transcript is spliced from 3 exons. Gene Ontology annotation, cellular component: EMC complex. The coding region runs from base 1 to 861 and encodes 286 amino acids. The record is from RefSeq and is a predicted model, not a curated record.